Messenger RNA from Kalmanozyma brasiliensis GHG001, 1710 nucleotides. Its product is annotated as Cytochrome P450. The record is from RefSeq and is a predicted model, not a curated record. The transcript has a single exon. Gene Ontology annotation, molecular function: oxidoreductase activity, acting on paired donors, with incorporation or reduction of molecular oxygen; monooxygenase activity; heme binding. NCBI's taxonomy places the organism in Eukaryota, Fungi, Basidiomycota, Ustilaginomycetes, Ustilaginales. Bases 1 to 1710 code for a protein of 569 amino acids.
AUGCAGUACAAGCUAUCGAGCUCUUCGCUGCUCGACGAGUCGCUCCUCGGGCAGCUCGUUGGCUUUGUCCACGCGCACCGGCCUACGACCCUCCUGGGCUAUGUCGUGCUCGCCAUCGGCACGCCCAUCGCGCUGCUCUCACUCUUCAUCGUCUACGCGCUCUCCCGGAUGCUCUACCGUACGACCAUCUACCACUACUACAUUUCUCCGCUUCGCCAUCUGCCCGGGCCCAAGCCCAAACCGAUCAUCGGCAACAUGGACGAGUUCGUCGGCAAACCCGGAGCGCGAGCGGAGAUCGACUGGGCGCGCGAGCACAUGAAGGACGGCGUCUACCGCUCGACCUUCCUGAUGGGUCGUGAGGCGGUGCACUUCCACCGCCCUAAGGCGCUGCGUAAGAUCCUCGUCGAAGACCCCUACAGCUAUCCGAAGCCGCCGCAGGCGUGGAAGCUGCUCGGUCUCAUCGCCGGAUACGGCCUCCUCACCGUCGAAGGUGACACCCACCGCAAGAUGCGCAAGACCAUGAACCCCGCCUUUUCGCUCACCAACCUCAUCGAGCAGUUCCCCGUCUACUAUGCAAAGAUCUAUCCCAUGGUGGAGAUCAUGAAGCAGAAGAUCGACGAGUCCGGCGAGACGAGUGCCAUCAUCGACUGUGAUUCGUGGGCCAACAAGGCUUUGCUCGACAUCAUCGCCCUGACCGCGUUCGGUUACGACGCAGAUUCGGUCAACAACCCGCAGAACGAGCUGGCCUCGGCGUACCAUGCCGUGACGAGCAUGCAGAACGGACGCAACCAGGCGAGGCUCAACAUUGUGCUCAACCUGCCCUUUGGCGAUACACUGUUGGACUUUGCCUCGGACGUGUAUGGGUGGGAUUGGUUCCUGAAGCGCUGCAAACCGGGCACUGUGGGGCAGACGAUCUUCCAGCUGCUCAACGGCAUGCAUCGCGUCAAGAACGUCUCCAAGGAGAUCCUGUACAAGCAGCUCAACUCGGGCGAACGCGCUUCGUCCGUGGGCACCUUCAAGGCGAUCAUCGAUAUUAUUGAGGAGACGCAUCUGUCGGAGAACGAUGGCAAACCGAAAAGCCUCAAGCAGGCGGAACGGGAUAUGAUCACUCAAGUGCUGACGUUCCUCGGUGCAGGUCACGAGACCACCGCCUCAGGUGUCUCGUGGACGCUCUGGAACCUCGCCUCUCACCCCGAGAUCCAGGACAAGCUGCGCAAAGAAUGCAAGGAGUUGAUGGACCAAGACGAGCGACCGCCCUAUUCGGCCAUCAAAGGGCUCGCCUACCUGGAUGCGGUGAUCAACGAGUCGAUGCGUGUCACCCCACCCGUUCCGCGCACCAUCCGCAUCGCCAACAAGGCAUCCACCAUUGACGGACUCUACGUCCCCAAAGGCACACUGCUGCCCAUCUCCAACCGCGCCAUCAACAUGGACCCCGAAGUCUGGGGUGAGGACGCAGAGGAAUUCAAACCCGAACGCUGGUUCAACCUCCCGGAAAAGUACGACAAGACGUUCUCCAUGAUCACCUUCAUCGCUGGCGCCCACGCGUGCAUCGGCAGGACCAUGAGUUAUCUGGAGAUGAAGGCCGUCAUCUGCAUCUUGGUGUCUAAUUUCAAGUUCGAGCCCGUGUCGAAGGAUCAGGAGCCCAUUAUGGAUACUCUGAUCACCAUGAAGCCGCAGGGCGGCCUCAAUCUUAGGGUGUCCAGGGUCUAG